This is a messenger RNA of Periophthalmus magnuspinnatus, 1473 nucleotides long. It is a transcript of the gene gdi2, whose product is annotated as GDP dissociation inhibitor 2. Gene Ontology annotation, biological process: vesicle-mediated transport; small GTPase-mediated signal transduction; protein transport. Gene Ontology annotation, cellular component: cytoplasm. Gene Ontology annotation, molecular function: Rab GDP-dissociation inhibitor activity. Bases 130 to 1470 code for a protein of 446 amino acids. The record is from RefSeq and is a predicted model, not a curated record. Lineage: Eukaryota; Metazoa; Chordata; Actinopteri; Gobiiformes; Gobiidae. The transcript is spliced from 10 exons.
AGUGAGUGACAGCACGAAGCCCCGCCUCCCUCCUGCUCGGAAUUGCGGCCCUUCAUUCACCCAGAGCGCUCCGGUUUCUGUCUCUUUCCGCCAAAUCUCCUCCAAAAACUUACCUCAACAGCCACCAAAAUGAAUGAAGAGUACGACGUGAUUGUUCUGGGCACCGGGCUCACGGAGUGUAUUCUGUCGGGCAUCAUGUCAGUGAAGGGGAAGAAGGUGCUUCACAUGGACCGAAACUCGUAUUAUGGAGCAGAGAGUGCCUCCCUCACGCCGCUGGAAGAGGUGUAUAAGAGAUUCCAACUGCCCGGGAGUCCUCCUGAGUCUAUGGGCAAAACCCGGGACUGGAACGUGGACUUGGUUCCCAAGUUCCUCAUGGCAAACGGUCAGCUGGUGAGGAUGCUGCUCAUCACUCAGGUCACGCGAUAUCUGGAUUUUAAAGUGGUAGAAGGAAGCUUUGUCUUUAAAGGAGGAAAAAUCUACAAAGUCCCUUCCACUGAAGCAGAGGCGCUGGCAUCAGGUCUGAUGGGUUUGUUUGAGAAGCGGCGUUUUAAGAAGUUUCUGACGUUCGUGGCCGGAUUUGAUGAAAACGACCCCAAGACAUUGGAGGGAGUGGAUCCACAGAAAACCACCAUGAGGGAGAUCUAUAGCAAAUUCAGCCUGGGCCAGGACGUGCAGGACUUCACCGGACACUCACUUGCCCUAUACCGCACAGAUGAUUACCUGGAUAAACCCUGUAUUGAAGCUAUAAACAAGAUCAAACUCUACAGUGAAUCUUUGGCCCGAUAUGGAAAAAGUCCCUAUCUCUAUCCACUGUACGGACUGGGAGAGCUCCCACAAGGAUUCGCAAGAUUGAGCGCUAUCUACGGCGGGACAUACAUGUUGAAUAAACCAAUAGACGAGAUUGUUGUGGAGAACGGAAAAGUCGUGGGAGUCAAGUCUGAAGGAGAGAUCGCUCGGUGUAAGCAGCUGAUCUGUGACCCCAGCUAUGCCCCAGAACGAGUGAAGAAGGUGGGACAGGUGAUACGUGUCAUCUGCAUCCUGAGUCACCCCAUCGCCAGCACUGGAGACGUGAAGUCCUGUCAGAUCAUCAUCCCCCAAAACCAGGUCAACAGGAAACACGACAUCUAUGUUUGCAUGAUCUCGUUUGAUCAUAACGUGGCCUCAAAGGGGAAAUACAUUGCCAUCGCCAGCACCACAGUGGAGACCAAUAACCCCGAGGCGGAGGUACAGCCAGCUCUGGACCUGCUCAAGCCCAUAGACCAGCGCUUCACCAACAUCAGCGACCUGUAUGAGCCUACUGACCUGGGAGUGGAGAGCCAGAUCUUCCUCUCGCGUUCAUACGAUGCCACGACUCACUUCGAGACGACCUGCAACGACAUUAAAGACAUCUACAAGCGGCUGAUGGGCGUCGAGUUUGACUUUGCGGAGAUGGAAAGAGGACAUAAUGACAUCGUGGGAGAACAGGAUUAAAAA